AUGCCAUCGAUCCAGCUGCCACUGCUUCUCCUCUGUCUAACCUUGUCUGGUGUUUGCCUCAACGGGGGGCAGCCCCUUCCAGAGGAAAGCGAGAACAUGGUUAAACCCCCCCUCGGUGACAUCCUGCAGAGAUCCGAAAGCCGCCUCAAGUCUGCCCUCAAGAACGCUGAAGAGAUGAAUAAAGAACCAAAUGCCCUUCUGCCAGAAUGGCUUUCCAAAAGACAGCACUCUGGGAAGAAGUACCUGAGUGACCUGGUGAAGAGACAACAUCCUGGAAAAAGAGAUGCUGAGGAAGACACAUCUUAUGGAGACGCUCAGAAGAGGCAGUAUCCAGGGAAAGGAGAGACACAAGAUGACCUGGACAGCUAUCUGGAGCUGAAAAAGCGACAGCACCCUGGCAGAAGGUGGCUGUCAGACCAGGAUGCUGACACCCCUGCUGCACAACCAACCUACUUCAAUCAGCUACCCAAAAGGCAGCACCCGGGCAAGAGGUAUCUAAUGUCCAAGUGGCAGCAUCCUAGCAGAAGAGGCUGGAAUGAUGAGGUAGAAGUAAAUAAGCAAUAUGGUGAGGAACGCCAGCAUGCUGGCAAAAGCCCCUGGAAUUCUGACAGCCCUGAGGAUGCAGGCCCCUGCAGCUUCCAGGAGCCCUUCACCUGUAGCAAAGGCAGCCUGUUGCUUCAUUUAGUAGAAAGUGUUAGCAAAGACAGGGGAGAAGAAAAACAUCAGCACCCAGGAAAGAGAUCAGCGCGGGAGAGUGAAACAGAGGAAUGAGCAAAUCAUUGUGUACCAUUGGCAUCUGGUGGAGGAAACUGCCAGCUCACCACACAAUGCUGUUUGCUCCCCUCUGGCUUCCUGCUGCUGACCUCUGCACCUACCUUUCAGUGCAUUCACAUUCCCAUUUCAGUCAAUGGCUUUGUCACACACUUAAAGGAACUAAAGGACCCUGUGGAAUGGGGCAGGCAAGUGCUGCAAGUCUUCACCUACUCCACUUUAGGGAGUUAAGAAUGCUCCUUA
Messenger RNA from Dryobates pubescens (Downy woodpecker), 1014 nucleotides. RefSeq names its product thyrotropin releasing hormone (gene TRH). Gene Ontology annotation, cellular component: extracellular region. Bases 1 to 771 code for a protein of 256 amino acids. Lineage: Eukaryota; Metazoa; Chordata; Aves; Piciformes; Picidae. The record is from RefSeq and is a predicted model, not a curated record. Gene Ontology annotation, molecular function: thyrotropin-releasing hormone activity. Gene Ontology annotation, biological process: hormone-mediated signaling pathway. The transcript has 2 exons.